CUGACAUCGCUGAUGCUUAAUUUUUGAUACAUAAAUCAACUCAUUUUUAUAGAAAACAUUUGUCAACCAUUUUUUGCUUUAUUGACUUCAACUCCAAUUUCUAAUUUCAACUUGAGAAAUACUUUAUUUCCAACUCUUCUUCAAUCGAUCCACCUUCUCGAUCUCCACUCAAAAAGUUUCCUUUAAAUCCGAGAGGAAUGGUACAGCGAGAAGUCAGAGAAAAGUUGUCGGGAAAAAAUUCAAAUUUGAUUUUUGGCCGGACCUUGAAGCUUCUUCGGGUGUUGGAUUCAGGGGCUUCUCUGGAAAUCGGUUAUUCCCCGGAAAUUACGUUUCAUGAACUCGAGAUUCUGCCUUAACUCGUAAUGGCAAAGACACGAAGACUUGGCAUGUUAUUGGUGCUUAUUUUUUUGGUACUUGCAUCCAAGGGCGAGGAUGAUUUCUCCUACUGUGAAAGCAUGGUUAGGAAGUGGGCUAAAUCUUCAGCUGGCAAUAGAAUCAAGGCAGACAAGCUGACUCUAAAGGAUUUUUUAUUUUUCUUACAUGUUCCAAGAACAGGAGGGCGAACUUAUUACUCUUGUUUCUUGAAGAAACUAUAUGCUAACACCGAUGAGUGCCCCCGUUCCUACGACAAAUUACGUUUUGACCCAAGGGAAACUAACUGUAGAUUACUUGCUACUCAUGAUGACUAUAGCUUGAUGUCAAAGCUGCCCAAAGAUAAAACUUCGAUGAUAACAAUAUUAAGAAAUCCAAUUGAUCGUGUUUUUAGCACAUAUGAAUUUUCAGUGGAAGUUGCAGCUAGGUUUCUUGUACAUCCAAAUUUAACUUCAGCUACACAAAUGACUAAAAAUAUGAAAUCCCGAUCUCGUGGAGUAAGUACUCUAGAUAUAUGGCCAUGGAAGUUCCUUGUUCCUUGGAUGAGAGAAGACUUAUUUGCCCGGAGAGAUACCAGGAAGCAUACUGAAGUUCGAAGCAUUAAAGGCAAGCAAAAUCCAUAUGACAUGCAUGAGUUUGUUAUGCCUUUACAUACUUUUGUUGAUGACCCCAUGGCACAUGAAAUUAUUCACAAUGGAGCCACCUUUCAGUUAGCCGGGUUAACAAACAAUUCGUUCCUUGCUGAAGCUCCUAAAAUACGGCGCUGUGUUAGAAGGCACCCAAACCUCGAUCACUAUGUUUUAGAAGUAGCUAAGGGUAGAUUGGAUCAUAUGUUGUAUAUUGGACUCACCGAAGAUCACAAAGAGUCAGCAACAAUAUUUGCCAAUAUGGUUGGUUCACAAGUACUUUCUCAGUCAGAAGCACUAAGCUCCCUUGGUGAAGAAGUAACAUCUAAUAAAACAGGAACGAACUCUUUCCAGGAUCCUGAAGAUGGUGGGGAAAAUCAGGAUCAGAGAAGUACAGGCGACAACAAACUUGGAGAAGAUGCUCCAUCGUUAGAUGCAGAAACAACAGAUGAGAAUAUGACUGUUGAAAAUCUGUUGGAGGCCUAUGAAACAUGUACAUCUGCUUUGCGAAAAACUCAAUCUAAACGCCGGACAAUUUCUCUAAGGAAGAUCGCUCCUGCUUACUUUUCAAAGGAGGCACGCCUUCAGGUUCCUCAAACGGUAAUCCAGAAAAUAUUAUUGUUGAACAGCCUUGAUGUAGAUUUGUAUAAACAUGCACAACAACUCUUUAUGGAGCAAUCGAAGCACCUUAUGCAAAAUGGCCAACCAAAAUCUGAACCGCAAAAUAAGUAUCGUCUAUCUGAGAUGGAAACACAGGAGGCACGUUAUAACCUUUAUAUGACUUGGAAGGUUUUAUCGCUAAUUUCUACAACAUUGUUAUUUGUUUUUGUUGGCGUUUUUGUAACAACAAAGAGAAGAAAUUCAAAAAUUAAGGUUUGAUUAUGUUUAAACUUUGUCAAAAUGUAUUGUGGAAAAAAAAUGUGCCAAAGCGGUCGAGGCUGUUGUAUUGCUUUGUAAGGGAAGCAGUAUCACAGUAGUUUUGCAGUGUAAUUGUAUUGUUGCUAAAUCCAUUGAUUUUUGGUGGUCUUUAUAUGUGAA
This is a messenger RNA of Dendrobium catenatum, 2036 nucleotides long. RefSeq names its product protein-tyrosine sulfotransferase. Gene Ontology annotation, cellular component: membrane. The coding region runs from base 363 to 1877 and encodes 504 amino acids. The transcript is spliced from 13 exons. Gene Ontology annotation, molecular function: heparan sulfate 6-sulfotransferase activity. Lineage: Eukaryota; Viridiplantae; Streptophyta; Magnoliopsida; Asparagales; Orchidaceae. The record is from RefSeq and is a predicted model, not a curated record.